AGCCUCUAAAUCCUGCUUAUUAAGCGGGAUAAAAAUCAACAUUGCUAACCACGCAAAGGUAAUGAGCCCCCAGCCCCAGCCCCAGCCCCAGCCCUCAUGAAUUAAAAUUACCUUUGUCAAAACAAAUCAAAGCUUUGCAUUGGUUGGAUAAAUACUAAUUCACACCCUUUCUCUUUAGCUCCCACUCAAACCUUUAUCCUUUUUCUAUUCUCAAUAAAAACCAACCAUAUCACCAGUUCCUAUUACCUCCCACUUCCUUUCUUGCUUUUACCAAAUGGGGUUUCUUUUUGCUCUUCUCUUCGCUGGCUGUUUCUUCUUUACAGCUCCAUUUGUUGGCUGCUCUCGUAGUUUGCUGCAAACUCCUCAACCCACCACAGCUCUCGACGUCGCUGAAGCUCUUGUGAAGACCAAAAAUGUCAUCUCCUUCGACCCCACCAAGAAGCCAGCAUUUACCCCACUGGACCAAAGCCUCUCAGCUUCAUCUCCAUCUUCUUCUCCGUCUUCCAUCUCCCUUCAAAUUCAUCCCCGAGUUUCUAUUCAUAAAAGCUCCCACCUUGAUUACAAAGCGCUAACCUUAUCCCGACUCCAGCGUGACUCAGCUCGAGUCAGUUCGCUCGUCACUCGGUUGAAUCUGGCUGUCAACGGGAUUUCAAGGUCAGCUCUCAAACCCCUUGAUACGGGAUUAGAAUUUGGAGCCGAGGAUCUGGAAGGUCCGAUUGUGUCCGGUUCGAGUCAAGGAAGUGGUGAGUACUUUUCCCGAGUUGGAAUCGGGAAACCACCGAGUCAAAUAUACAUGGUACUCGACACGGGCAGUGACGUCAACUGGGUACAAUGCGCACCCUGCGCCGAUUGUUACCAACAAUCCGACCCAAUCUUCGAGCCAUCUUUGUCGUCUUCCUACUCUCCGCUAAAGUGCGACACCCAACAAUGCAAGUACCUUGACGAUUCCGAAUGUCGAAAUGACCGUACAUGCGUCUACGAGGUGUCCUACGGUGACGGGUCUUACACUGUGGGUGACUUUGUCACCGAAACCAUCACCCUCGGCUCGGAUUCUGUCAACAAUGUAGCCAUUGGUUGUGGCCAUAAUAACGAAGGGUUGUUUGUUGGAGCGGGAGGCUUGCUUGGUCUCGGUGGCGGCCCGCUCUCCUUUACCUCUCAGCUUAAUGCAAGUAGUUUCUCCUAUUGUCUCGUGGAUCGUGACUCUGACUCAGCAUCCACUCUUGAAUUCGACUCGUCUUUCCCUCCUAACACCAUUACAGCUCCAUUAAUUCGUAACCACCAGCUAGACACGUUUUAUUAUAUUGGUUUAACCGGGAUCAGUGUGGGUGGCGAGUUGCUCCCGAUUCCUGAGUCAGCAUUCCAAAUGGACGAAUCAGGUAAUGGUGGGAUUAUCGUCGACUCGGGAACCGCCGUGACACGGUUGCAGAGCGACACCUAUAAUGUUCUCCGUGAUGCGUUCGCUAAAGGGACAAAGAACUUACCGUCAGCUGAUAGCGUGGCGUUGUUUGACACGUGUUACAAUUUGUCUACGAAGAGUAGCGUGGAUGUGCCAACGCUGUCAUUGCACUUCCCAGAGGGUAAAGUUUUACCGUUACCGGCUAAGAAUUACAUGAUACCGGUUGAUUCCGUUGGGACCUUCUGUUUCGCGUUUGCGCCAACGUCCUCGUCGUUGUCAAUCAUUGGGAACGUGCAACAACAGGGGACGCGUGUCGGUUUCGAUCUGGGCAACUCCCGCGUAGGAUUCGUGCCCAACAAAUGUUAAAAGUAAUUUAGGUUAUUGGAAAUAUUUGGACUAGUUGUGAUUUAUUUACGAUUUUCACGUUGGUGACAAGAAAAAAAGAGAUUUUUACCGCUUGGGCGGUGUGUCCAUUUCAAUUUCUCAAUAAUUGUUAAGAUUAGCGUCGCGACUGACGGAGUAGGCGGCGAGGUUGUCAAUGUCGGCAGUAGUGGCAUGUAUAGUAAAUUCAUUGAAUGCGUGAGGAGAACAGUGGGCCAACAGUAGAGACUUAAUAGAUCGUUGAUAUGACCGUUACAUAGUUUGUUUAUUAGAAGAAAGAUUCGCUUUGGUGUAUCAAACAUAAUUUACUUUGGUGUCAGUGCUUACUUGGCUGCAUCGGAUGCCUUUUUCUGUUUUAAAUAUUUAUCUUUUUCAUAAUUAAACAAAAGAAAGGAUUUUUAGCUUGA
Messenger RNA from Gossypium arboreum, 2184 nucleotides. Its product is annotated as protein ASPARTIC PROTEASE IN GUARD CELL 1. The coding region runs from base 275 to 1762 and encodes 495 amino acids. Gene Ontology annotation, biological process: proteolysis. The transcript has a single exon. The record is from RefSeq and is a predicted model, not a curated record. Lineage: Eukaryota; Viridiplantae; Streptophyta; Magnoliopsida; Malvales; Malvaceae. Gene Ontology annotation, molecular function: aspartic-type endopeptidase activity.